AUGGACCCGGGGAGCUUCCGUUGCAAGCUCGACCCUAAGCUCACGGAGAAGGACCUUCCCUUCUUCAUCCCGGACAUCCAGGGCACCUGGGGUUCGGCCUGCGGACGGAACCGCGGCGUUUUCGUCGUCCAGCCUCCCGAUGGCCACACCUACGAUUGCGGCAACAUGCCUGCCGAUUGGGGGGUGUCUAACGCCGCCGACAUCGCCAACCUGACCAAGACCCAGCCGUCCGUCGCGCUGAAGGCCUACGGUAACUUCGUCGAUGCUGUCUACAACACCACCAUCGGGAAAACCGCGGCGGCCUGCGACUUCGACGGGCUGACGGUCCUCACGUGCGGAAGGGAAGAGCCCUGGAGAACUGCCCCAUGGUACGACCAGCUCAAAGCGCCCAUCCGGGCUGUUAACAUCGGCGGUCUGUUCGUGCUGGAGCGUUGGAUUGUGCCCACCUUUACCUCUUGGGGGGAUGACAGCGGCAUCCGCGACCAGCACUCUUUCAGCGAGAAGUGUGGAGAGCUCGGAACGGAUGCCGGCCUGUACGUCAUUCUCGACCUCCAUGGAGCCCCCGGCUCUCAAAACGGACUGGACAACAGCGGCCUUACCAGCCCCGAUCCAAACGAGAUAGUAUGGGGGGAGACGUGGAUGUAUUCUCCCGAGAACAACGGCAACACCGUCCGCAUCCUCGCGGCGAUGGCGGAGUACAUCAACCACAUCGAAGACUCCUUCGGCCUCGACAACAUCAUGGCGCUCGAGCUCCUGAACGAGCCUUGGGCACAUCUGGACCUCGGCCGCGUGCGUGACUUCUACGUGACGAGCAUCACGGCGGUGCGGCUGGUGCGGCCCCUGAUGCCGAUCAUCAUCCACGACUCCUUCAGGGGACCCAUGUGGGCCACCCUCAUGAAGAACUUCCCGUACAAAGACAUCGUCAUGGACACUCACAUCUACCACGGGUUCAACCCGGCCGAUCUCUCUUCGGACACGGCGGUAGGAGACAGGCAGAAGAUGUAUGUGCAUGAGCGUAUGGCGUGCUCGUACACGUCCAUGCUCCGGUACCAGACCUGCGCCGUGCUUCCGGUUAUGGUCGGGGAGUGGUCGCUCGCCGUGGACAACUGUAUGCCCUGGCUAGACUCAAAGUUCGCCGACUUCGGUCAGUGCGAUCACCUCGCGGAGAGGGAAGGGAGCAGCUGGUGGUCCGAACACACGCGGUCCUUCGCCAUGAGGCAGAUCGACCGGUACGAGAGGGAGAUGGGCUGGGCCUUCUGGACGUGGAAGCUGGAGGACCACCUCGAGAAAAACGAACCGGCAUCCAAGUACUGGUCCUUCAGCAUGGCGGUGGAGCACGGUUUCAUCGACUUGGAUUUCCCGAACGACGCCUGCGUACACCCCCCGGCGACCGAUUGGGCGGAGCCCCUCGGCACCGACGGCAGCGGCAGUGGAGGGGAUGCCAACCUUGUGGCAGCGCAGGCACCGUCGGGGGUAACGGCCCGUGUGGACGGGAACGCGGCGGCGGCGGUCGGGGUGUCGCACUCGCCCGAGGAGGCCCAGCGCGGGUCUCAGGAGGGGGCAUCCUCUCCCGGCGCCAUGCUGGGCCUGGUGCUGCUCGGAGCCAUGGCGGGAGCGUUGGCCACCUUUCUUCUCGUCCGCCGUAAGGCUGCCUCCCAGGGGGCGUCGUCGUCGGCAAGCGGUGGCGCAGAGAAGGGCGGCGGCCACAGGGGCGGCGGCUGGAUGCCGGCCGUAUUCAGCUCGGGCUACGAUACCAUCGGCCAGCAAUCGUUACCCUGAGCGUGCGAGGGAGCAAAGAAUAGCUCGCUGGGAAAAAGCAAGGAAUCACAUGGAUGGAAGAGUCAUAUGUCAAGGUCGGUUUGAUCUCCCGGACGACCAAGGGAUCGAUUGAUCAGAUCCGCCUAGAUUCGUACGAUGUCGUCAGUGCCGCGGCCUAAUUGCAAUAGCGAUGGCAUGACUACUGGUGUGUUCAUGGUUAGAAGGAUAGGAGGGCGUUUAGAGUUACGGAGAGGGAUGCAAAUGCACUCGUGGCUCCGAUAUAUAAGAGGGUCGAAAUCGGUUGUCACGGACUUGAUCCGCGAAGUAUGGCUGGGUACCCUCUUUUUCCGGAACAAGAGGGGGCUCCGAUAUUAGAGGUUCGAGGGCGUGUAUCACACCACCCUCUUGUUUCGGAGUUACGACUGUAUACAAUAUAGGUAGCAGAAGGGUGCGUGGUGGUGCAUCGGGCAAAGUUGUACGUCGUGAACAUGGAGUUCAUCAAUACGUUGAUGAAGCUGGAGGGUAACAACCGCAUGCAUGUGUGGAGCGAUGAAAAAGAGUCGCGCGUAUUUGGGACGGGGGAUACUGUAGUGAUGCGUUGGCAUAAUGUGAUUGGCCGAGCUUUUGCUUGUACAUCAUUCGUACAUGGUAACGGAAUAGCAGCAAGUACGCGGUGGUUUGUGGUGACGAUCGACACUGCGGUCAGUUUUAGAAUGGAUUUGCACGAUGAUGAUGAAUGAUAGUUAUGGAGAACGGACAUGGAGUUCGUCUGACGAUGUAAGGAUGACGACAGCACGCGUUACUUUUUUACCAGUCUGUUUGAGGAAGAACCCUUAUCCACGACGGUAUUAUCAUCGACAUGUAGGAGUUAUGAAAGGCAGCGUUUUUUUUCCCCCCGGGUGUGAGGGGAGUCGUGGAAAAAGUGGACUACUUGAUGCCACUGUGCAACGGAAUAGACAAGUGGUGUGCGUACCAUUGGUGGUGUGUAGACUCCCUCGCGUCUGUGGAUAUUGACUGGACUUGGCAGGGUUCUGUAAGAAGAAGAAAGUUAUGC
Molecule: messenger RNA, 2812 nt
Organism: Ectocarpus siliculosus
Lineage: Eukaryota; Phaeophyceae; Ectocarpales; Ectocarpaceae
Source: the annotation of a GenBank genome assembly